Messenger RNA from Biomphalaria glabrata, 1583 nucleotides. Its product is annotated as ubiquitin-fold modifier 1. The record is from RefSeq and is a predicted model, not a curated record. Gene Ontology annotation, biological process: protein K69-linked ufmylation. Gene Ontology annotation, cellular component: cytoplasm; nucleus. The transcript is spliced from 5 exons. Bases 95 to 355 code for a protein of 86 amino acids. Lineage: Eukaryota; Metazoa; Mollusca; Gastropoda; Planorbidae.
CUUAGUACUCUCCAACGAAAAAAAAAAACAAAUAUUUUUUAUUAUUCCGAAAAGAACUUCCGCGAUUGCGUGUCUACAACAACAAACAUUCAACAUGUCGAAAGUCACUUUUAAAAUAACUCUGACGUCAGAUUCAAAACUACCAUAUAAAGUAUUAUCUGUGCCUGAAGCUGCACCUUUCACAGCAGUUCUAAAAUUUGCAGCUGAAGAGUUUAAAGUACCAGUAGCAACAAGUGCUAUCAUCACCAAUGAUGGAAUUGGAAUCAAUCCAGCACAAAGUGCAGGUAAUGUGUUUCUGAAACAUGGUUCUGAAUUGAGAUUGAUUCCUCGAGAUCGUGUUGGCUUCUGUCAAUGACAUUGCUUCAUUAGGGAAAUUUUACUUUAGUUUCUUUGUCUAGAAGAUGAUUAAAUGUAAUGAGAGAUGUCACUAAUGAAUGUGCAAAGUACUGAGUAUGUUUGUGUAUGGUUUUGACUAAAUUUUUUUUUUAAUUUAAAAAAAAUAACAGUUAAUUUUACAAUCAUAAUGAAUUUAUUUUUAAAAAAAUAUAUAAAAAAUGUAUUAACUAGUCAGUUUAACCAAUUUUUUGUUUUUCAUGUUGAAAAUAUCAAACUAUGGGAAAAAUGAAGGCUGUGGUUGAAUAGAAAGUCAAAAGUUUGUAGAUUUACCUGUAGCAAGAACAUUUUGUUUUGGGAAUAUGUUUCCUCCGAGAUCAAUCUAGUCUAUUUUAUUUGCUCCUUUUCGUUCAGAAAACCUUUUUAAUAUGUUUCAAACUUUGACCUAAUUCAAAUCUAAAACUAACAACAACACAAAAACUAAGACAAAACUAAUGGGUGAGACAUUGUGGUCUGUUGAAGGCUCCUAAAUAAAUGAACAGAAAUCAUUUUAUUUUAUGACUAUUUCCUGUGUACAUAAUCUCCUAUUUCUCGUCUAUUGGUUUGGUUACAUAAUAUUGUCUUAUAAAAUUGCUGUCCUGUUGGGGACAUCAGUUCUGUUGUCUACAUGUGAUGUCAUUUAUUUAUUAAAUGUAAUUGUGAAAUGAUUGACUUGUACAUUUUCUAAUGUUUUAUGGAUUUCUUAAAAAUGUUUUUUAUUGAUACAAAAUUUUUUUUUUUUUUUUUUUUUGUUUGGGCUGAUUUGAUUUUUAAAGGAAAAUUUUAAAAGUAAACUUUUGCAACAAAAAAAAAGAAAAGUUAAUCAAAAAGGUAAAACAUUGUCUCUUCUUUUGAGUAAAAAGAUGGUCAUUUUAAAUUAUAGUAAAUAAUAUAAUAAAUUAUAUAGCUAAAGUUCUUUUUUCUUUCCUAAUUAGUCUGCUAUUAACAAUGUGUUAUCCCACAGAAUCAUUUUGUAAACUAUCUUAAUUCAGUUUAUAUCAAAUGAGUACUUUAAUUAAUCUAUUUUCCACUUGGUCACAUCAGAAAGAUUUGAAAUAUUUUUUAGCCCCUCAGGCCUCAUCAGAGGUUUUGUUUUUAAGUAACAUUUCUCCUCAGUGUUUUAAGUGUUGAAAACUUGUGCGUUCUGAAAGUUAGGAAAUUGAAUCUGUAACCUAUUUAUUUGACUGUUAUUUUGUAAUGUCCUAACAAUU